AGAUAAAAUUUAAAAUAAGAACUUGCAAAUUUGAUCACUCAUAAAAAUGAAAAAUUAUUUCAUGUACAUCCUUCUCUUCAAUCUUGCCAUCAUUUUUCUUUGCUUCAACUAUACAAUGAGCAUAAAUUCCAUCAAUGAUAUUUGCAAGAAAGCAUCAAAUAUUGAUCCAAAUUUUACCUAUCAAUUUUGUGUUUCAUUUCUUGCAUCCAAUCCCAAGUCCAAAUCUGCAAAUCUUGAAGGAUUAGUGCUCAUUUCAAUCAAACUAACCAUAUCAAAUUCAACAAACAUAAUCUCUCACAUUUCUCAACUUCUCAAGCAUAAAAAAAUGGAUCCAUACAUCAAUGGUGCCCUAAAAGAUUGUUUGGAGCAUUAUUCUAAUGCAAAUUCUGAAUUACAUGAAGCAAUUUCUGAUUUAACAAAGUCUAAAAAAGAUUAUUCUAAAGCUAAUAUUGAUGUUAGUGCUGCCAUGGAUUUAUCAACUACUUGUGAAGAUGGUUUCAAGGAGAAGAAAGGUGUGGUUUCUCCUUUGAAAAAGGAGAAUAAAAUGUUUUUCCAAAUGACUGCAAUUAUUCUUUCUUUUAUGAAGUUGAUGCAUAUUUAAUAUAAUUAACAUCUUGUUUAAUUAGUGGCAAGAUUUGUAAUUACAAUAAUUAUAAUUAUUUAUUUGUCUAGCUAUUUUUGUUUUUAAAGAUGAUUUACACAAUACGUCGCGAAGUUAAACUAGAAUGUGGGGUGCCACAUUUGAUAAAAUAUGUUUAAAUCGAAGAGAAAAAAACGCGAAAGAUGGAAUUUUUCUUUGUGAUCACAAAAACCCAUUUUUUAAGGGUCUUAUUAUUUUU
Mercurialis annua (annual mercury) is the source of this 839-nucleotide messenger RNA. Its product is annotated as putative invertase inhibitor. Gene Ontology annotation, molecular function: enzyme inhibitor activity. The transcript has a single exon. Bases 47 to 601 code for a protein of 184 amino acids. Lineage: Eukaryota; Viridiplantae; Streptophyta; Magnoliopsida; Malpighiales; Euphorbiaceae. The record is from RefSeq and is a predicted model, not a curated record. Gene Ontology annotation, biological process: negative regulation of catalytic activity.